This is a messenger RNA of Ylistrum balloti, 1467 nucleotides long. Its product is annotated as XK-related protein 6-like. Lineage: Eukaryota; Metazoa; Mollusca; Bivalvia; Pectinida; Pectinidae. The record is from RefSeq and is a predicted model, not a curated record. The transcript is spliced from 3 exons. The coding region runs from base 1 to 1467 and encodes 488 amino acids. Gene Ontology annotation, biological process: phosphatidylserine exposure on apoptotic cell surface; apoptotic process involved in development; engulfment of apoptotic cell. Gene Ontology annotation, cellular component: plasma membrane.
AUGGCUUCGUUCUCGGGUGGCGUGUCAAGUUCACGCUGUAACGGCCGAGGUAAGAGGAUCCAGACACGGCGGACAAAAUGCAAACUAACCCCAGAUCAGGAACGGACGGUCAAUGGGUAUUCAGAAGACUCCAUCCAGUUACAGGUCCUGGAGGACACGACCCAUGCAGACCGCCCGACCCAGCCCUCCGCCACGGUUUUCCGGAGAAACAGUUUUCUAGAAUACGAUCUGAUCGACCAUACAGACGGUUCAUAUCGUUACCCUUUUACCAAAAUAGACCUUUUUAUCACGGUGUGUUCUACUCUAUUUUUCCUGUAUGACUUUGUGUCGGACAUUGUACUUACUGAAGAGUACUUCAGACACGGACGUUACCUCGCAUUUUGGCUCACGGCUAGUUUUACUUUGGUGCCCGCGGUCAUAUCUAAUGGUUUAAGUGUACAAUGGUACUACCUCGACUACACCCGUGAAAAGGAACAACCGGAGAUCGUUAGGACGUCAUUGUGUACAUGGUUCUGUCGUGUAUUCUUCACGUUCCCUCUCAUGAUGGGACCAGCAGUGCGACAUGUGGAGUACAUCUACCAUGGAUGUAAAUCAUGGACCAGUGAAGUUGAUGAUGGCGACAAUAAGAAAACAAAAGACCAUCAUUACAAACAGAUGUUGUAUGAGGACAAUGAUGCCAGUUUGAUACGGAUGCUGGAAAGUUUUCUGGAGUCUGCACCUCAACUCAUCAUCCAGCUGUAUAUUAUACUGACAGAGGAAAAACAUGAAAGUCCUUUAUUUUUCACGAUGUACAUCCGCCCGGUGGCUAUGAUUGGGUCGUGGAUUGGUCUGUCCUGGUCUCUGGUGUCCUAUCACCGAGCUCUUCGUGCCAUGCAUUCUCAUGAGUCGAACACCGGUAGUAGCUUCAGUGACCUGUAUAAAAACAUUGGUGGAGCCAUUGGAUACUUUCUGUGGCGAGCCUGUGAGGUUGGACCUCGUGUCGUCAUUAUAGCACUCUUUGCCUCACAACUUGGGUACCUAGUUCUAAUUGCAGCAGGAGUACACUGGCUAUGUAUGUCCAUGUGGCUGUUUUUCCAGAAAACUGAAUUUUAUCAGAAUCGUCGUGAUGAGAUUAUAUUUAACAUUGUGAUAGGAUAUGUUUUGAUAUUUUGUUUUGUGAAUACCCGCGAUGGCCAUACAAGAUUUAGAGUCAUGAUUUACUAUUUCGUGUUUUAUUUUGAGAACUUUGCAAUGCUCUUGUCCUGGACAUACUUUACUCCUAACAAGAGUGACUGGUUCUACUUCCUGGCUAUUUCCGUGGUAACGUCUGGCUGUGUGUGUCAGAUCGUGUUCCAGAUAUUUUUUUACUUAUGCUGUCACCCAAAGAAAAUCAAGAUUUGUCUGAAUCCUUGUAAGGAUUUCCUAUUUUAUCGGUCUGUGUGUCACAACCUUGACGAGGCUGACCGAGUACCUCCUGCUUAUCUUUAG